GUUUAAGACACUUAGUCUGAACAACACAAGCCUACAACAUGGUUGAGUGGACAGAGUUUGAGCGGAACACCAUCCAGGACAUCUUCUCCAAGAUGAACUACGAUGUCACUGGCCAACAAGCUCUGGCAAGAUGUCUUGUUGUGUACCCCUGGACCCAGCGGUACUUCGGUAAAUUUGGAAACCUGUACAACGCCGCUGCUAUCAUGGGAAACCCCAUGGUUGCGGCUCACGGUGCCGUUGUCCUUAACGGCCUCGACAGAGCUGUGAAGAACAUGGACGACAUCAAAGGCACCUAUGCCGAGCUAAGUGUGCUGCACUCCGAGAAGCUCCAUGUAGAUCCUGACAACUUCAAGCUUUUGGCUGACUGCUUAACCGUCGUUGUUGCUGCUCAAAUGGGAGCCUCAUUCACACCUGCAGUCCAGGCCGCUUUCCAGAAGUUCCUCGCUGUUGUGGUCUCCUCCCUGGGAAGACAGUACCACUAGAGGCUAAAUAUGCUUUGAC
Xyrauchen texanus (razorback sucker) is the source of this 501-nucleotide messenger RNA. RefSeq names its product hemoglobin subunit beta-like. The transcript is spliced from 3 exons. Gene Ontology annotation, cellular component: hemoglobin complex; haptoglobin-hemoglobin complex; blood microparticle. The coding region runs from base 39 to 482 and encodes 147 amino acids. The record is from RefSeq and is a predicted model, not a curated record. Gene Ontology annotation, molecular function: organic acid binding; haptoglobin binding; oxygen carrier activity. NCBI's taxonomy places the organism in Eukaryota, Metazoa, Chordata, Actinopteri, Cypriniformes, Catostomidae. Gene Ontology annotation, biological process: oxygen transport; hydrogen peroxide catabolic process.